AUGAAUCAUUCGCUUCGAAUUCUCCCACAGCAUGAGUGGUACAAAAAGAGUGAAGUGAGCGCCUGUCAAAGUCCAGGUUGCGGGCGUAGUUUCAGUCUCUUCAAUAAACCAGAAAACUGCCAUGCAUGUGGCAUGGUUAUGUGUACACAUUGCCUCAAGCGUCAGUUAACACUGCCUGGACGCCCCGGCUCUGCCCCAGUGCCGCUCUGUCACGCCUGCGCCAUCUGCGUCGCCAAAUUACAGGCAGAGGCGGAGAACGCAUAUCAUCAGCAGGGACAACUGCUGAAUAUGCUGAAUGAAGAGCGAGAAGAGUUGGAGCGGCUUUUAGCGAUUUCGUCAUCACUGCGUGAAGAGAACCAGCAGUUGAUUAGUCUGACAGAGGUGCUCAGGGCGGAGGUUGAGCAGCUAAAGGUGAAGGGCGGCAUGGAUGAGGCAUUAUUGUCCCAUUCUUUGGCGAGGGCGUGGAGAACGAGUUCGUCACAGCGGACACCUGUGAGACCGUUCACUCGAGAAGUAAACGCUCCAGCCGAUGAUGGUGAUGAUGUUUUUGACGGUCCAACUGCUGCGAGCGCGAAUAGUAGCAGUCGUACUGCGACGGUGGGAGGGGCAGCGCUAGCGGAGGAGUUGCGGGCAAAACAACGCAUGUUGUCCAGGCGAGAGGAGGCUCUGCAAGCAUCCAUGAAGAAGGUCACGAGUGAUGCCACGCGUAUUGCGGCACAACGGAUGCAGCUGCAGGAAGAAGAGAAGAAACUUCGGGCCCGAAUGGCGCAGGAGUUUCAGGUUAUCGUAGAGGAAGAGUGUAGGCGCUUGCAGAAUGUGUAUAUGGAGGAGCUGACUACCUUGGGUGGGCAGUUUGCAAAGUGGCGGAGGAAUGCCGAUGAAAUGUUAGAAACCGUGAGGCUGCGGGAGCACAGGAACACCAGUGUGGAGUUGUCGACGGUGUUAGGGCCAGAGAACACGGUGCAGGCGGUGAAAUGCAAGCACGCCACAGAUAUGACGCAGCAAGAAGAGGCGUACAAGGCAAAGAUUGCACACUUAGAGGAAUUAUUGAGAAAAGUACAGAAAAGGUUUGAUGAUGAUAAUUUUAUGCUGCAAAGCGCGUUGGGUGUCGCACGGCGUGAAGUUGAAAUGGAGAAGAGGCGGUUUGAGGCUUUUCAGCGGGCCACGGGGGUUCUCACGUUAAAAAUGCAGGAGGAGCGGCAAAGAUACGAACUGACUUGCGCUGAGUUGCGUGGAAGGCUAGAGACCAUGCACUUCUUUCAUGGUAAAUGGCAGCAGCUAAAGUCACCACCACCACCAACAACAACAACAACAACACAAUUGUCAUCAACACUGGUAUUGUCACGGCAGGACGAUACGAAAGAUCGUGUCGCUACUGUCUUAUGCACCGUGCUCUCUGAAUGGCGGUGCGUGGCGGAAGUCCUGCUUAGUCAACACAGCGCUUCCCUUUCGGCCGCCACGUUAUUUGCGUGUACGGCCUGUAGUCUCGCGGCGUCCCAUUUGCCAUCUUCACCGACGAAAAAAGAGGCGUUGGCGAAGAUAUCCGCUUUGGCAGGGGAAGAAGAGCAAAUUACGGAGCUGCGCUGUGAGUUAGGCAGCGCUCAGCGCCUCUCAAAGGUCCUUGAAGAUCGGGCAAACGAACACGCCCUGGAGGCUGUUUCUCCCGCACGUACGGUGACACCAAAUACGGAGGAGCUGCAGCAGCUUCGGGAGAAGUUGUCACGGACUGAGAGGGCACUUGUACGGGCGAGCAGCAUCGAAAAGCAGCUCUCUCAGCAGCUCCAGCAGCAGAGGGAGAGAGAAAAAAACGAAGGGCCUUGCGCUGCUCAGGGCGAAAGCAGCGCCUCCGUCCUGGGGCUGGCCGCACACAUGAUGAAUCACGCCGGUUUGUACAUGGACGGCUGCUUUGAUCUCCUGCGCGAUGCGCUUCUCCGGCGGUAUGACGCUGGCGUUCAGAUUAUGCACGAGGAGCUGCUGAGACGACGCGAACUCACGCGACGCAAGACAGUGGCUCUUGAACAAACGACAGCGAGCAUGAAAAUAUUUCAGGAAGAAUUAAAGCGGCGUGAGUCGGCAGCUUUGCGGAUGGAAGAGGCACUGCGUGCAUGGGAGCAAGACACACGUCUUCGCCUGAUCCGCCUAAUGAAAGUUUCAGCGGCGCUGCGGAUGGUCGCAGAGCGACUGCGUGUUGCCUCCACAAAUGGAGAGACAAACCGCUCACGGGAGGGUACCUUUUUGUAG
This is a messenger RNA of Trypanosoma cruzi, 2241 nucleotides long. RefSeq lists its product as uncharacterized. Gene Ontology annotation, molecular function: metal ion binding. Lineage: Eukaryota; Euglenozoa; Kinetoplastea; Trypanosomatida; Trypanosomatidae. The record is from RefSeq and is a predicted model, not a curated record. The coding region runs from base 1 to 2241 and encodes 746 amino acids. The transcript has a single exon.